This is a messenger RNA of Hevea brasiliensis (rubber tree), 1230 nucleotides long. RefSeq lists its product as uncharacterized. The coding region runs from base 346 to 1086 and encodes 246 amino acids. The record is from RefSeq and is a predicted model, not a curated record. The transcript has a single exon. Lineage: Eukaryota; Viridiplantae; Streptophyta; Magnoliopsida; Malpighiales; Euphorbiaceae.
UAUCUCCUUAGUGAUUCCUCCAUUUCACUCUGCACUCCCAAAGGAGGAGAUUUCAUGAACCAACCUUUUUUUUUUUUUAUUAAUUUUGUUUUCCCUUCCUCUCAAAUUUUCAAUUGAAACAGAAUAUUGUUCUCUUUUAUAUGGAACCAAUCUCGUACACGCACAACGGAACAAUCAAUCAAAAAUACACAUAGCAGCAUAUAUUUUAGCAAAUAUAACCCUAUCUUCAAUUCUCAUUUCCCUCUUAGGCCUAGGGUCGUGAUCCAUUUGGCCUUAGGUUCUCUUCUCCUCAAUCUCGACAAAGAAGUGCCAGUGCCACCAUUCGUUUUUCAAUUUUUUUUUUUUAUGAUCAUUAUUUCGCCUUUUCCAUUCCUUAAGCAAAAUCGUUUCAAAGAUUUUGAUUCCCAGCAGCAAUCAAAUUUACCCAUCUUUUAUCUCCAGAGCAUCUUUAUCCUGCUGCUAUUAAUUGUAGCCCAAUCUCGCUCCAUUUCUUGUUCUCUCACAAACAACCAACACCGCCAUCAAAACCAAGAAGCCAUGAAGGUGCAUCCAAUGCCCAAGAAAAGAAACAACAUAGCAAUCCAAUACUACAUCAAUAAUACCACCGGCAAUAACGUCGGCCAUCGGAGGGUCCCAUCUUCUGGUGGGUCCCACAAGAAGCUAAGGAGGCUACCCCACAUCUUCAGCAGGGUCUUGGAGCUCCCUUUCCGCUCGGACGCCGAUGUAUCGGUGGAGGAAAAUCCUGAUUGCUUCCGAUUCGUGGUGGAAACCGAUAAUAUCGGGGACGUCAGAGCUCAUACGAUCGAAAUCCACCCUGGGGUCACUAAAAUCGUGGUUAGGCCAAAUGGGUAUCUGGAAUUAUCCUCAUUGGAUGAUUUGGAAUUGGAUAUGUGGAGGUUCAGGCUGCCGGAAUCAACGAGGCCGGAGCUCGCUAGCGCGGUUCUAACAGAUGGAGAGUUGAUUGUGACGGUUCCUAAGGGAGAUGAACUGGAGGAGAACGCAAAUGAUAAUAAUGGGGAGUUUAGAGGAGGUAUGGGAAACAAUAACAGCAAUAAUAACAACGCUAGGCUUGUGCUUGUACAGUGAUAAUAAUAAUUACUGCUCUCUAGCUUUUCUCUUGUGUUUUUCCUUUAAAUGAAUGUUGUUGUGGAAGCUUGUUUUUGACGCUGCUGGUGGUUGGGAUUAGGUUGUAUGUCUGCUUUUAUUAUUGAAUGAAACAAGUUUUCUUAA